Molecule: messenger RNA, 3474 nt
Organism: Eurytemora carolleeae
Lineage: Eukaryota; Metazoa; Arthropoda; Copepoda; Calanoida; Temoridae
Product: ero1-like protein
Exons: 18
Coding region: 370-1869 (499 amino acids)
Biological process (GO): protein folding in endoplasmic reticulum
Cellular component (GO): endoplasmic reticulum; endoplasmic reticulum membrane
Molecular function (GO): thiol oxidase activity; FAD binding; protein-disulfide reductase activity
Source: RefSeq, a predicted model, not a curated record
GUGAGAAGAUUAUAAGAAGAUGGAAGGAAAAUACAAUACAAAAUCACCAGGAUAUAUUGCGUACACUCCUACUUCCAACAUUCAGGCAGACAACAGAUAAUUCACACUUCCGUCUGUUUCUGCGUCAGAGAUAUCAGAAAAGGCGUACAAAUUCUAUUUUUCCUAUAAAAUUGAAGAUUAGAACAUAAUUUCUACGGAAAAAGUGAAGAAUUCCGAAAAAUCUCGAUUUGAAUUGAAGUGACUUUGGUGGAUUUUCUAACCUUGUUCAUGGACGAACAGUUUCUACAAUUCAUUUGAACUUUGAAUAGUGAACAGUGAAGUAUUUGAACAUAUUUAAAUCAGUUCUGGACUGAAUGGUAAUCAACGACAAUGAGAACUCACAAGGUGAACACAUUACUAAUAAUUCUACCGCUGUUUAUUGUUUCGAUCUUCUGUAAAGAUGGAAUACAGCCACUGUUCCAGCCUGGGGACAAGGGGGGCACGACAAGUGCUCCUAAAAAGGGGGAUGAAAAGAGCCCGUUUUCUACCCUCCGCCCCCUCUCUGAUCAGUGCUUUUGUAAGCUGGAAGGUCAGAUAGAUGAUUGUUCCUGUAAGGUGGAUACAGUUGAUGAUUUCAACAACAAGAAAAUAUAUCCCAGGAUCAAGAGCCUUCUUAGCAAAGAGUUCUUUAGAUAUUUUCAAUACCAACCGCACAAGAAAUGCAGAUUUUCUUUUCCUUCUUCUGGGAAAUGCACCAGUUCGUACUGCCAGGUGAAAAGUUGUUCUGCAGAUGACCUUCCUCCGGGACUAAAUGGACAAAUAGCUGAAACUGGUCAUACGCAGAUUUUGGAGAAUAAAUAUUCGGCUUCAGCUCAACGACCUCAAAACUGCGAUGAUGCUUCGGACACUCUUGGACAGGUAGAUUCUACGCUGUCUGAGACUGCUAGCAGGGAUAUUGAUGAAUGGAGAAUGCAUGAUGAAUCUUCACAGUUCUGUGAUAUCACAGAUCAAUCCUGUGAGGACUGUAUUCAUGUUGAUCUCACACUUAAUCCAGAAAGGUAUACUGGGUAUUCUGGAAUUGCAAGCCGAAGUAUCUGGAAAUCUAUUUAUGAAGAAAACUGCUUUAGUCUCACAGGCCUGAACCCUAUGGAAGCAUUCAGUUCCUCCUUCAGGUCAGACAAGCUGAACGCACUGUGCCUGGAGAAGCGUGCGUUCUUUAGGGCAAUCUCAGGGUUGCAUUCAAGUAUUACUAUUCACCUUGCUGCUAACUAUCCCAUUAAGGAGUCUAGCACCCCCUUCCUGGUCAACUCUGCAGAAUGGGGCCCAAACCUUGAACUUUUCCACCAGAGAUUUGAUCCUGAGAAUACUGAAGGUCAGGGACCCUACUGGUUAAAGAAUUUAUAUUUUGUUUAUCUCCUGGAGUUAAGAGCACUGGCUAAAGCAGCUCCAUACCUAGCCAACCAAUCAUACUUUACAGGUCGCGAAGAUGAUGACUUGGAGACAAGUCUGGCUGUUCAAGAUCUUCUCAACCUUGUCGAAUCAUUCCCGGAACAUUUCGACGAAACAUCAAUGUUUGUUGGCGGGAAGCAAGCAAAGGAGAUGAAGCUUGAGUUCCAAGGCCACUUUAAAAACAUUACAAGAGUGAUGGAUUGUGUUUCCUGUGAUAAAUGUAAACUCUGGGGUAAACUACAGAUUACUGGUUUGGGAACUGCACUGAAAAUAUUAUUCUCGGGGGAAUUCGAACCUUCUAAUUCUUCAGCUCUACCUGUUCUACAUAGUGGAUUACAGUUAACCCGAAAUGAAAUAGUUUCUCUUUUCAACGCUUUUGGAAAAAUAUCAACCAGCAUCGUUGAACUCCAGCGCUUUAGGGACCUACUCAAGGCCAGAUGACAUCAGUAGGGUCCUACUCUUUGCGUGGUUUUAUCAGUAGGGGCCUGCUCAUUGGUGUAUAUUAUCAGCGAGGACCUAAUUAAUCAAUUAAGGACCUACUCAUCAUAAUGGGACGUUAACAGGGUCCUUUUGUUUUCCAGAAUUCAUUGAUUUUUGUUAAAAAGCAUCACCUUUGCAUAAUGCAUAUAAUCACGGAUGUCGAGAGUUAUCUAUAGGGCUUCAAAAGGGACCUAUUGAUUGCACUAAAAUCACCAAUUUAGGUUGAUAAUACAUCUCAUGGUACAUAUUCAAUGCCUGAUGCCAUUAAGAGUAAUCGAAUUAUUCUGAAAAAUGCGAAUACCGAUCUUUCCCAAAAAGUAGAGAAACUUUCAAUAAACAAAGUCUUUGAUUUACGCGGCAUUCAUUCUUUAACUUUAUCAAACUAACUUCAACUUUAAGAGAAAUAAUUAGGUAUUUGGAUUGGAAGGCAGAGGCCUAAAGAUGACAUUAAUGUCAAUCAACAGAAGACUGAAAUUUUUCCAAAUUAUUUGGUGGGUGAAACAUUUUUCUAUCUCUUCAACAAACCCUGAAAAAAGUCGCAAAAUUUUUAUGAAUUUUAAAAAGCGUGUAAACUAUCAUUAUAUUGAUUGCAAAUUGUUAUGUAAUAAUUAUGUUAUAUAUUUUAUGAAAAGAUUGAAGAAGGCUUUUUAAGAAAAUUUCUGAUUUAUUUAGUAUAAUUUUCCAUUCUUGAAAAAAAUACCUACUGUGUUUUGAAUUUUAGUCUCCUCCCUUUAAAGUAAGUGUUCUUGAGAGGGGGGUUUAUACUACUCAUUAUUUAUUUACACAAAUUUUUAGCAAAAUUAUUUUUUGUAGAUUAUGUAUAAAUAUUUGUCUGUUUAUUAUCAAACCUUGCCAUAAUUCAUUUAAUGCUCCUAUUUUUUAAUACAUCUGAAGUCAUGUACUUGCUAAUUACUAUAACUGUACCUUCAGUUUUUUCCAAUUGUCGAUUUUAUUUUUAAGUACCUUUCUGCUCAAAUCCAUGUCGUAUGAAGUUAAUUACGUACUAAACUACUAGUUUUUUAAUGGAGGCUUAUUCAGGAGGGUUAAAUAAUAACCCCCCCCCCCUCUUUUUUUCCUGGCAGUAUUAAAAAAAUUUUAAAACUUUGCCAAACUUUUUAAAAAGUUAUUCAAAUAAAAUGCAUUUUCCUACAAUAUCAUGUAAGAGCCUGAGGCAGUGGAUAGCAUGAAAAGCAAAAAUUUAUCUUUAACAUCUUCUAUACAAAAUUAGAUUAGAGUACACACUACACAGUAAACACUGCCGGGACUAAAUUUCCAAGUCGUGGUUAUGUUCGAAACCUGCCACUUGGAGACAGGGUUGGGUUACACCAAGGUUCAGAACUUUCGUCCCUUGCAGUGCAGUAAUUGGGCAGUCAAGAAACCGGGUUUGUUUUUAACAGUAAAAAAGUUAGGAAAUGUUAAAUAACUUAAAUUCUAUUUGAUGAGUUAAAAGUGAAAAUUUUAAAUCGAUCCAACCAUAAUAUUUUAAGAUCCUUGAAUUAUAAAUGUCUACGGUAUAUAAAAUGGCGAUGGAGAUUAUUUAUGUUGGUUAAAUCUUAAUAUAUAUAU